Messenger RNA from Corticium candelabrum, 2069 nucleotides. RefSeq names its product D-glutamate cyclase, mitochondrial-like. Gene Ontology annotation, molecular function: D-glutamate cyclase activity. The record is from RefSeq and is a predicted model, not a curated record. NCBI's taxonomy places the organism in Eukaryota, Metazoa, Porifera, Homoscleromorpha, Homosclerophorida, Plakinidae. Bases 556 to 1887 code for a protein of 443 amino acids. Gene Ontology annotation, biological process: glutamate metabolic process. The transcript is spliced from 4 exons.
GGCGCGACUGGCGCGACUGUCACAUGCGUCGCUGCUUUCGUACUUUGCGGACUCUACAACCGUGUUACUCCUCCUUUGUUUGUGAACGUGUUUUCUCUACGAGACGAGGUUGUAGUUGUAGAAGAAACUCUAACAUGGUCACGUAUGCCGAGGGGUCCUAUCGGGACGUUGUGACUAGAGUUGCUCUCGACCGACACUUAGCAAGUGAUUUUGAGCGAUAUUGCUCAUUAAACAGUCCUAAUUUUUCGCUCGUGAACAGAAGUGGGGAGGGCUACAGCUCAGCCACAAGGUGAAACUCGCAGAUCUGCACGCUUAUGACUCUGGAGAAUUGUUCAAAAUGUCUUCAUUACUCAAGGCAAAGAUGUUGUGCACAAAGACGAGUUAGAAAGCCUUGAUUGGGACGGCUUAGAGACAUUUUACCUGACUUCUAGUCUUAAAGUAAAGUUUGUACUGCAAGAGGCUAACAUCUACGAAUGUGUCAAAGAAGCUCCUACUUAUACAACAGACAUAGAAACAUGCCCUGUUGGACUAUUUCGUGGAAAGCUGUUGGUAACUAUGUAUCCUAUAGCUAGUGAAUUGCUACAAAAGACAGUAGAGCAAACAGCAUCGGUUGGUGUUCCUCCAGUACAUAUUGGGGAUCCUACUGACAUCGGUAUCUUAGACUUGCAAGCUUCUUACAGUGGCUCAACGACAUUGCUGAAUAAUGGUGACAUUCCUGUAUUCUGGCCAAGCCUAAUGACAAUUCAAGAGGCUGUGCAACGUGCAGGACCUGCUCUAGCGUAUGUUGGAUCAACUGCAAGUGACUUUUCAUUAGCUAUGCCUGUUAAUGAAAGUAGCCACAAGAUACAUCUAUCCAUGCUUCACAAGGAAGGUCAGCCAUUCUGUGCUAGUGUUGUAUCUCAGUCUUCAGUUAAAGCAGUCAAUAACCUUGAAGACUGCCUCAUAACUGGGUCAUGGAGAAAGGGAGUAAAGGAGUUACAGUCUUUCACUCGUGGAAAUCUUCUGCAAGCUGCUGUUAGUCUGAGCCACUCUAAGCAUGUUGCUGUGACAACUGGUUUUCCUUGCCUCACACAUCUCUCUCCUCCAGAUGAAACUGAUGGUCCGCCUGGCAUACUGGCUAUUGUUCGCUCUUUGAUAGCAUGUGGCAAACAAGUAACUGUUAUUGUUGAUCAUAAGAACUCUUUUCUAAGACAAACGAUUGAGGAAGCUCUCAAGAAGUUUGUUCCACACUCACAGGAUGUCAUCGUGGUGCCGUAUCCUCCAUCUAGUGUAGAUGAGUGUGACACGGAUACAGCUAGAAAAUUCUUGUUUGAUCAGUCCACUGGUAAGGCUACAUUUGAUCAUUUAGUGGCUCUUGAAAGAACAGGACCAAAUUAUGAGGGACGGUACAUGACGAUGACUGCCAAAGAUAUAUCGCGACUUUGUGAUCCUGUUGACCAGUUGUUCACUUUAUCGAGUCAAGAAAUCAUUAAGACUGUUGCUGUAGGUGAUGGUGGCAAUGAGGUCGGCUUCGGCAAACUUCGCUCUGAAGUUGGACAGUUUGUUGAUUUGGGUGACCAGAUCGCAUGUGUUGUGCCCGCAGACCACCUGAUUGUUAGCGGAGUGUCUAACUGGGGAGGAUAUGCCUUAGCAGCUGCACUAUGUUGUCUCAGACGAUGUCCAUUGCAUGCUCCUUAUGUCAACAGAGGGAUUGGAGGCAAAGAUGUCCAAACGUCUGAGUUUAUGCCAUCAGCAAAUGAGGAGAGAGACCUACUAGCUUUCUUAAUGAAGGCCGGUAUGAGGGAUGGUAUUCUGCCUGACCAGAUGAUGUCAGUUGACGGCAAAUCAUUUGAUGAUUAUCAUGCCGCUAAAAUCAGAGAAAUCUGGAAAAUUGCAGAUGGAGACUAAUCAGUCUUAGUAGAUGCACUCUCCGUGUGGCUAUUUUUGAUGUGAUAGACUAAUUGGCACUUGACUCCUUUCUAGUCUACUACAUUCAUGUCAAUUUCAAUGUAGUUUAAACCUUCCGUCUCAUGUUGAUGGGCCUUCAUUGGUUGCUGUUUUGUUGAAUACAUGCAGUUAGAACAGCUAAU